Molecule: messenger RNA, 2292 nt
Organism: Symbiodinium sp. CCMP2592
Lineage: Eukaryota; Dinophyceae; Suessiales; Symbiodiniaceae
Source: the annotation of a GenBank genome assembly
AUGAGGAGCUUAGCUCUUAACCGUCUCUGGGGCAGCGAGUCAGCAGACGCAGGUACGGCAGCGCCUGACGCUGUGGCAAACAGCGAUGCACGAGUUGUGCAGCUGGAGGCUGCUUUGGCAGAGGAGCGCCGGAGGAGUGUGCAGAAAGACGAAGAGUUGCAGAAGAUGCAGAAGCUGAUGGCGAAGCUUGAGAGUCACAUCGAGCAGCAAGCCAAAGAUUCAGAUCAGGAGCACAAACGGCUGAGCAGCUUGGAGACGGUGCUUUCUCAAAAGCGUGAGGCAGAAGCUGAGGAGAGUGACAAAGUCAAAAGGUUGGUCCUCGCUCUGGCCGAAACGAAGCGCCUGAAGGAAACCGCCGAGAAGACCGCUAUAGAUGAAGGCGAGCGAGCGUCAAGGCUCGAAAGGCAAGUCUCAGACAUGAAGAAGACAGACUUCUUUUCUGCGGACAUGCAGCCCGUCGCCAACAGCAAUAAUGCUGAGGAGGAGCUGCAGCGGCUCCGAGAAGAGUGUGCCGCCGAGCAGCAAAAGCGAGAGGAUGCAGAAGUGCGCGAGCGGAUGCAGAGGGCCAAGAUGGAGCAACUUGAAACCCAGCUUUCAGAGGCGACGGCUCGGCAGCAAGUUGCUGACGGGGUCGCGAUAGCAAAGCAGCUCGAAGAGAAGGAGCAGCGAGUUCAGGAGCUCCUGCAACGUCUGUCCAUGACAGAGACGGCGCUGCGUGAGCCGAGCGAGCUGAUGCUUUCGGGAGAUGCCGUGGUCGCCGACCUGCACGAGCGCUUGAAUUCGGAGGAGAAGCGUCGAAGAGAAACUGAGGGCCUGGUUGCUGAUCGCGAGGGCGAGUUGAAGCACCUGCGCCAGAGAUUAAGUGGUGAGGAGAAGGAACGUCAGGAUCGGGAUCAGCAGCUGCAGCAGUUCGAGACCAGCCUGCGGGACGUGAAGCGCGAGAAAAGCGAAGUGCUCACAAGACUCUCAGCAAAGGAAUCACAAAUUGUUGAGCUCCAGCGGCAGCUGGCGGAGGAGCUUGCGCAGAGACAGGAAGCACAAAAACACCUCGUGGAGAAGGAAAGGGCCAUGAAGGACAUGCGGGAGCUGCCACUGGAAAGGCUAUCGGCCCAGCAGGCUGUGCAGGAACAGGUGAUCGAGAAGGAGCGAGAGGUCUGUAGCCUGCAACAGCAGCUUGCCGACGAGCUCUCGAAGCGCCAAGCUGUUCAGUACCAGAUCAUUGAGAAGGAUCGCGUGAUCUGCGAGCUGCAGUCACAGAUUUCUGAGCAGAGUUCCACCACUGGCCCACCGGAAGGAUACAACGCGGAUGGCACGAUUCUUCAGCCCAUCGAGGAAGACGGGACUUUAAGUGCUGAGGGCUACGGCUCGAUCUCCGUCGCUGCAUCAGUGGCCGCGAGCACGGCCCAGGCGACACCAAAGAAGCUUCCUCCGUGGUUGAACUCGCACAGCGUCCGUCAGUCGGUGCCAAUUUCCACACCCGCCUCGGCUACUCGGAACACAGCAGAGGGCCUGGCAGACGAUCCCUGGCGAGACUGCGAAGACAUAGCCAGGGAGGACAUGAUCUCCUUCCUCGCCGACUUUGCCAGGUUGAAGCAGUACGAGGAUGCACAAGCUUGGGCGCACGAGGCGCUCCUCCGACUGGAUGAUGACUGGACUGGAGAUAUUAUCAGAGGAGGAGUCCUUCCCGGCAUAGAAAGCUCCAACAAGGCUUCAGACACGAGAGUGCGGCAGCUGCGUGGAUGGGGUUGCCCCGCUACUGACAAGACGAUCGAACUUUGUCGAAGCAGCUUUCAGUCGGAGUCGACGAUGUCGAGCUCAGGUAGUCAAAGCACAGCUCCUUCUGGCUACUCCAUUGGAUCUUCGCAUGCAGACUCCGGUCCGAUGAGUCCUCUCCUUUGGAGGAAUACGGAGAGACCGCUGAAGGGCUGGGGAUCGCCGGGCAAAACAAGGAGACUUCCAAAAAUGCCUCGUGGUUGGGAGCCUGUGGACCAGAGAGGCCCACUCAGCCCCAUGACUUGGCCAAGGAUCCAAGGGAUACCAAUACACCUAUCGCAGGCGAAGCUUCCGAGAGCGGGGGUGAUGGGUGGAUCAGUGCUGUGUGGACAGGAAUCUGGAGCUUUGCUUCUGAUCCCAGCGCGUCCUCGCCGUCUUAGAGCUGAGACGAGGCCCUUGCCCUGUGCCUUGCCUUGUUUUCUGCCAAGUUCGGAAGGCUGUAGGAGUGUAGGAACAGAAGUGUUCUCGAGGCGGGCCAGUCCUUUCUUGCCUGUGAUCAGGCGGAAGGUUCAGGAUUAG